Messenger RNA from Drosophila biarmipes, 1533 nucleotides. RefSeq lists its product as uncharacterized. Gene Ontology annotation, molecular function: ATP-dependent polydeoxyribonucleotide 5'-hydroxyl-kinase activity; polynucleotide 3'-phosphatase activity; double-stranded DNA binding. The coding region runs from base 56 to 1378 and encodes 440 amino acids. The record is from RefSeq and is a predicted model, not a curated record. Gene Ontology annotation, biological process: DNA repair. The transcript has a single exon. Lineage: Eukaryota; Metazoa; Arthropoda; Insecta; Diptera; Drosophilidae.
AUUUGCAUAAAUUCGCAAAAAGCAAAGGCCAUGUUUUUUAAUUAAAACCUGCACGAUGUCCAUGGCUAAGUACCCGAAGAUAUCCGUGGAAAAGAACGGCAAGGAUCUGGAGGAGAUAGGCCAGGGCAGGCAUCCUUUCGAAGUGGUCUUUAGUCAUCCCCCAUCGGAUGAUAGGGAAGAAGCCACUUCCUCAGGCACGUCAUCGGUGAUUCCAGAAUCUUCUGAUAUAUGGGACAUUGCUGCCAAUGGCAAACUGGCAAUCUUCACCAGCGCUGGGGUAGCGGCCUCUGAGAAAAUAGCCGGCUACGAUAUGGACGGCACCAUCAUCAAAACGAAAUCUGGCUGGGAUUUCCCCGAUGAUACUUAUGACUGGCAGAUUAUAUUCCCCGAAGUGCCAGAGAAAUUGAAAAGUCUCCAUAGGAAUGGGUUCAAGGUCUGUUUCUUCACCAAUCAGCGCGGCAUAGCUCGCGGGGAAAUAGAGCUAGAUGACUUUAAAGUGAAGGUCCAGGAUAUCGUGAAUGAACUAGGGUUGCCCAUCCAAGUUUUCAUAGCCAUCGGCGAUGGAUACUACCGAAAACCGUUGACAGGAAUGUGGCAGUACCUGAAGACCAACAUGAAUGCGGGUGUCAGGAUUCGGGAAGAUCUCUGUUUCUUUGUGGGCGAUGCAGCCGGAAGACCGGAGACGGGAAAGGGAGCCAACAAGCGGCGGGAGGACCACUCCCUAGCAGACAGACUGUUUGCGGCGAACAUUGGACUCACCUUCUACACUCCAGAAGUUCAUUUCCUGAACGAGCCAGUGGAGCAGUGGAACAAGCCGGACUUCGAUCCCACCACCUUCCAGGGCGAGGUGGCUCUACUUGACCCAGAUGACCUGACCUUCGAGGACCACCCCUGUGAAAUGAUCAUUAUAGUGGGAUUGCCUGGUUCUGGAAAAAGUCACUUGUGUGACACCUUUUUCCAGUCGCGCGGCUACAAGAUUGUGAGUGCAAACACCCGAAGCUCCCUGAUUGCCUUGAAGGGAUUCCUUCAAUCAGGACAGUCCUGUGUGGUGGACAGCGCUAAUAUAGAUGUGGCAACCCGCCAGGAAUUCCUGCAGCUGGCUAGCGAAAUGAAGGUUCCUUGUCGAUGUCUUGUGAUGAAUGUGCCCGAGGCUCAACUGAAGCACAACCUAGCCUUCCGAGAGCUGUCAGACUUGCACCACUCCGGAGUUAGGAGCGCGGUCUUUAAGAGGAUGCAGAAAAACUACCAGGAGCCAACUCUAGACGAGGGAUUCAAAUCCAUUCACAAGGUGAACUUUAAGCCAAAGUUUGCGGACGAGCAUCUGGAAAAGCUGUACAAAAUGUACUUGCUGGAGAAGAUAGCAAGUAAGAAAAGUUAGACUUAAGCCAAAGUGAGCAUAAGUACAUUGUACACUCAUAUUAUCAUACGCUUGGAGUAGGAUGGGUACUCUAUAAAAACUCUAAAUCUCCUAAGGAAUACCUCAAAAAAGAUUAUGGAAGUAAAUUAAUCUCGAAUGUAUGUUUUAAAAAAAAA